AUGGUAGUGAGCCAAGCUCCACUUGAGAAAAGUUCCAACACAAUUAGUCGUGAGUCACUUGCAAUGUUUAAGACAAGUCCAACUCUCCCCGUCACAGGACAAGUCCAACUCUCCCCGUCACAGGACAAGUCCAACUCUCCCCGUCACAGGACAAGUCCAACUCUCCCCGUCACAGGACAAGCCCAACUCUCCCCGUCACAAGACAAGUCCAUCUCUCCCUGUCACAGAGUUAGUCGAUCUCUCCCCGUCACAGGACAAGUCCAAAUCUCCCCGUCAAAACACAAGUCCAACUCUCCCCGACACAAGACAAGUCCAACUAUCCCCGUCACAGGACAAGUCCAACUCUCCCCGUCACGAGACAAGUUCAACCCUCUCCGUCACAGGACAAGUCCAACUCUCCGUCACAGAGCAAGAUCAACUCUCCGUCACAGCGCAAGACCAACUCUCCGUCACAGCGCAAGACCAGCUCUCCGUCACAGAGCAAGACCAACUCUCCGUCACAGACCAAGUCCAACUCUCCGUCAUAGAGCAAGUCCAACUCUCCGUCACAGAGCAAGUCCAACCCUCCCCGUCACAAGACAAGUCCAACUCUCCCCGUCACAAGACAAGUCUAACUAUCCCCGUCACAGGAAAAGUACAACUCUCCCCGUCACGAGACAAGUCCAACCCUCCCCGUCACAGGACAAGUCCAACUCUCCAUCACAGCGCAAGACCAACUCUCCGUCACAGCGCAAGACCAGCUCUCCGUCACAGAGCAAGACCAACUCUCCGUCACAGAGCAAGACCAACUCUCCGUCACAGAGCAAGACCAACUCUCCGUCACAUAGCAAGACCAACUCUCCGUCACAGAGCAAGUCCAACUCUCCGUCACAGAGCAAGUCCAACUCUCCGUCACAGAGCAAGACCAACUCUUCGUCACAGAGCAAGACCAAUUCUCCGUCACAGAGCAAGUCCAACUCUCCAUCACAGAGCAAGUCCAACUCUCCGUUACAAGACAAGACCAACUCUCCAUCACAGGACAAGACCAACUCUCCCCGUCAUAGAGCAAGUCCAACUCUCCGUUACAGAGCAAGACCAACUCUACGUCACAGAGCAAGACCAACUCCGUUACAGAGCAAGACUAACUCUCCGUCACAGAGCAAGUCCAACUCUCCGUCACAGAGCAAGUCCAACUCUCCGUCACAGGACAAGACCAACUCUCCAUCACAGGACAAGACCAACUCUCCCCGUCAUAGAGCAAGUCCAACUCUCCAGCAAGACCAACUCUACGUCACAGAGCAAGACCAACUCUCCCCGUCACAGAGCAAGACCAACUCUCCGUCACAGAGCAAGACCAACUCUCCGUCACAGAGCAAGACCAACUCUCCGUUACCGAGCAAGACUAACUCUCCGUCACAGAGCAAGACCAACUCUCCGUCACAGAGCAAGACCAACUCUCCGUCACAGAGCAAGACCAAUUCUCCGUCACAGAGCAAGACCAACCCUCCGUCACAUAGCAAGGCCAACCCCCCGUCACAGAGCAAGUCCAACUCUCCGUCACAGAGCAAGACCAACUCUCUCCGUCACAGCGCAAGACCAACUUUUCGUCACCGAGCAAGACCAACUCUCCGUCACAGAGCAAGACCAACUCUCCGUCACAGAGCAAGACCAACUCUCUUCGUCACAGAGCAAGACCAACUCUCCGUCACCGAGCAAGACCAACUCUCCGUCACAGAGCAAGACCAACUCUCUCCGUCACAGAGCAAGACCAACUUCGCGUCACAGAGCAAGACCAACUCCCCGUCACAGAGCAAGACCAACUCUCCGUCACAGAGCAAGACCAAUUCUCCGUCACAGAGCAAGACCAACCCUCCGUCACAUAGCAAGGCCAACCCCCCGUCACAGAGCAAGUCCAACUCUCCGUCACAGAGCAAGACCAACUCUCUCCGUCACAGCGCAAGACCAACUUUUCGUCACCGAGCAAGACCAACUCUCCGUCACAGAGCAAGACCAACUCUCCGUCACAGAGCAAGACCAACUCUCUUCGUCACAGAGCAAGACCAACUCUCCGUCACCGAGCAAGACCAACUCUCCGUCACAGAGCAAGACCAACUCUCUCCGUCACAGAGCAAGACCAACUUCGCGUCACAGAGCAAGACCAACUCCCCGUCACAGAGCAAGACCAACUCUCCGUCACAGAGCAAGACCAACUCUCCCCGUCACAGAGCAAGACCAUCUCUCCCCGUCAAAGAGCAAGACCAACUCUCCGUCACAGAGCAAGACCAACUCUCCCCGUCAAAGAGCAAGACCAACUCUCCGUCACAGAGCAAGACCAAGUCCGUCACAGAGCAAGACCAACUCUCCGUCACCGAGCAAGAGCAAGACCAACUCUCCGUCACAGAGCAAGACCAACUUUCCGUCAUAGAGCAAGACCAACUCUCCCCGUCACAGAGCAAGACCAACUCUCCGUCACAGAGCAAGACCAACUCCGCGUCACAGAGCAAGACCAACUCCCCGUCACAGAGCAGGACCAACUCUCCGUCACAGAGGAAGACCAACUCUCCGUCACAGUGCAAGACCAACUCCGUCACAGAGCAAGACCAACUCUCCGUCAAAGAGCAAGACCAACUCUCCGUCACAGAGCAAGACCAACUCUCUCCGUCACAGAGCAAGACCAACUCCGCGUCACAGAGCAAGACCAACUCCCCGUCACAGAGCAGGAACAACUCUCCGUCACAGAGGAAGACCAACUCUCCGUCACAGUGCAAGACCAACUCCGUCACAGAGCAAGACCAACUCACCGUCAAAGAGCAAGACCAACUCUCCGUCACAGAGCAAGACCAACUCUCCGUCACAGAGCAAGACCAACUCUCCGUCACAGAGCAAGUACAACUCUCCGUCACAGAGCAAGUCCAACUCUCCGUCACAGAGCAAGUCCAACUCUCCGUCACAAGACAAGACCAACUCUCCGUCACAAGACAAGAUCAACUCUCCGUCACAGGACAAGACCUACUCUCCAUCACAGGACAAGACCAACUCCCCAGCAAGACCAACUCUCCCCGUCACAGAGCAAGACCAACUCUCCGCCACAGAGCAAGACCAACUCUCCGUCACCGAGCAAGACCAACUCUCCGUCACAGAGCAAGUCCAACUCUCCGUCACAGAGCAAGACCAACUCUCCCCGUCACAGAGCAAGACGAACUCUCCGUCACAGAGCAAGACCAACUCUCUCCGUCACAGAGCAAGACCAACUCUCCGUCACAGAGCAAGUCCAGCUCUCCGUCACAGAGCAAGUCCAGCUCUCCGUCACAGAGCAAGACCAACUCUCCGUCCCAGAGCAAGUCCAACUCUCCGUCACAGAGCAAGUCCAACUCUCCGUCACAGAGCAAGACCAACUCUCCCCGUCACAGAGCAAGACCAACUCUCCGUCACAGAGCAAGACCAACUCUCUCCGUCACAGAGCAAGACCAACUCUCCGUCAUAGAGCAAGUCCAGCUCUCCGUCACAGAGCAAGUCCAGCUCUCCGUCACAGAGCAAGACCAACUCUCCGUCCCAGAGCAAGUCCAACUCUCCGUCACAGAGCAAGUCCAACUCUCCGUCACAGAGCAAGACCAACUCUCCCCGUCACUGAGCAAGACCAACUCUCCGUCACAGAGCAAGACCAACUCUCUCCGUGACAGAGCAAGACCAACUAUCCGUCACAGAGCAAGUCCAGCUCUCCGUCACAGAGCAAGUCCAGCUCUCCGUCACAGAGCAAGACCAACUCUCCGUCCCAGAGCAAGUCCAACUCUCCGUCACAGAGCAAGUCCAACUCUCCGUCACAGAGCAAGACCAACUCUCCGUCACAGAGCAAGACAAAACACUAUUCACACAAAAACCAUUACUAACAACACUGGAUCAAUAGUUAAGACUGUUUAA
Messenger RNA from Procambarus clarkii (red swamp crayfish), 3897 nucleotides. The record is from RefSeq and is a predicted model, not a curated record. Lineage: Eukaryota; Metazoa; Arthropoda; Malacostraca; Decapoda; Cambaridae.